Messenger RNA from Acipenser ruthenus (sterlet), 5704 nucleotides. RefSeq names its product WD repeat-containing protein 11. Gene Ontology annotation, cellular component: cytoplasm. NCBI's taxonomy places the organism in Eukaryota, Metazoa, Chordata, Actinopteri, Acipenseriformes, Acipenseridae. Gene Ontology annotation, molecular function: protein binding. The record is from RefSeq and is a predicted model, not a curated record.
UCAGUACUAUCAGCAUUCAAACUUCCUGUUUACAGUGCAGACUUGUCAACUACUGUGGUGCUGAGAAAAGCCAACAUAAAUCUUAUUAUCACGGUUGAUUUAGAUGUAGUUUAAUUCCACAUCUUUCAGAUGAUGCCCUUCACAGUAAAUAUCAAACUGUCACCUCGGACACUGACUGGAGCUUUGAAUAUUCAGAAUAAAACAGCCGUGGACUGGGGAUGGCAAGGACUCAUUGCUCAAGGCUGUCACUCAGUUGUACUGGUCAUUGAUCCUGUAACAGCACAGAUGAUACAGGCUCUUGAGAGGCAUAAAGCUAAUGUUGUAAAGGUUAAAUGGGCCAGAGAGAACUAUCAUCACAGUACUGGGUCUCCAUAUUCUCUGCGGCUGGCCUCCGCAGACGUGACGGGAAAGAUAAUCGUGUGGGAUGUGACGUCAGGAACAGCUUGCUGUGAGAUACAGGAGUACAGCAAACCCAUUCAAGAUAUGGAGUGGAUGUGGAACCAGGAUGCGUCUCGGGACCUGCUGCUGGCAGUGCACCCCCCUAACUACAUCGUCCUCUGGAACGCAGACACAGGGACCAAACUCUGGAAGAAGAGCUACACUGAAAACAUCCUGUCCUUCUCCUUUGAUCCUUUUGACCCUUCAAAUUUAGCACUGUUGACCAGUGAUGGAAUAGUGUUCAUCUCUGACUUCUCCCACUCCAAAGCCCCGGGCAGCACUGGGAAGAAAGUGUAUAUCUCCAGCCCCUACUCCAGCCCAGUCCACAGCAAACCCACCCCUGCCACCGGGGCAAAGAAGGCUCUCAACAAGGUGAAAGUGCUGAUCACUAAUGAAAAACCAAGUGCUGAGUCUGUGACACUAAACGACUGCCUCCAGCUGUCAUACCUGCCUUCCAAGCGGAACCACAUGUUGCUGCUGUACCCCAGAGAGAUCCUCAUACUGGACCUGGAAGUGAGCCAAACAGUGGGCGUGGUGGCUAUUGAGAGGACUGGGAUACCCUUCAUUCAGGUUAUUCCGUGUCGACAGAGGGAUACUCUCUUUUGUCUGCAUGAAAAUGGUUGCAUAACUCUGAGGGUCCGGAGAUCCAACUGCAGUGCUGUCAAAGAACCAGAUCCAGAUCAGUCUGUUCAAGAGCUGGCCUAUGAUCUCCGCUGUCAGUGUGAUGCAAUGCGGGUAACGAAGACCGUGCGUCCCUACAGAAUGGUGUGCUCCCCUGUUAGUGAGAACUCGGCUGCCCUCAUCGUCAGCGACGGGAGGGUGAUGAUGUGGGAGCUGAAGGCUCACGCUACACGACCCGAUACACAGUACAGUUCAGGAGUCUCUCCUCUGUACUCUCCAAUCUCUUUCUGUGGAGUGCCGCUGAGACUGCACCAGAGAAGGAUACCUGAUCUUUCACUAGACAGCAUGAUAGGACAAAGUGUGAUUGCUGGGGAGGAGCCCCCGAAAGCACCCCUGCAGCAGGAGGUCCAGCUCAAGUUCCUCCUCACAGGGCUGCUCUCUGGGCUGCCCCUGCCUCCCUUCGUCAUCCGAAUGUCCCCCCCCCUCACCACCAAGAACAUCAACCAAUAUCAGCCUCUGCUGGCCGUCGGUACUAGCAAUGGAUCGGUGCUGGUCUACCAUCUGACCAGUGGAUUACUGCACAAGGAGUUAAGCAUCCAUUCCUGUGAAGUAAAGGGUAUCGAGUGGGCAAACUUGACUAGCUUCCUUUCUUUUGCCACGUCGACACCAAAUAACCAAGGCUUGGUCAGAAACGAACUGCAGCUGGUGAACCUCCCAACAGGCAGAAGCUUGGCAUUCCGCGGCGAGCUGGGCAAUGACGAGACGCCAAUCGAAAUGAUUAAAGUGUCUCAUUUGAAACAGUACUUGGUGGUUGUGUUCAAAGACAAGCCAUUGGAACUGUGGGAUAUCAGAACAUGCACUCUCCUCCGAGAGAUGGCCAAGAACUUCCCAAUAGUUACAGCACUGGAAUGGUCUCCAUCCCAUAACUUAAAGAGCAUGAAGAAAAAGCAGCUGGCAGCACGAGAAGCAAUUGCCAGGCAGACUGUCUCUGACACAGAAGUCUGCAGUGUGGAGUCUUCUGUCAUCAGCUUGGUGCAGGAAGCAGAAAGCAGAUCUGGGCUGAGUCAGAGCAUCUCUGCACGAGAGCACUUUGUCUUCACGGACACAGAUGGGCAGGUCUAUCACCUCACUGUGGAGGGGAACUCUGUGAAGGACGGAGCUAGGAUUCCCCCCGAUGGAAGUAUGGGAAGCAUCGCUUGUAUUGCUUGGAAAGGAGACACCUUGGUUCUUGGGGAUGUUGAUGGCAACUUGAACUUUUGGGAUUUAAAAGCCAGGCUUUCAAGAGGGAUACCUACGCAUCGUGGCUGGGUUAAGAAGAUUCGAUUUGCACCUGGAAAAGGCAACCAGAAACUGCUGGUUAUGUUUAAUGAUGGUGCUGAAGUGUGGGAUACAAAAGAGGUGCAGAUGGUGAGCAGUUUAAGAAGCGGGCGGAAUGUUAACUACAAGGUCUUGGACGUAGACUGGUGCACCUCUGAUAAAGUUGUCCUGGCUUCUGAUGAUGGGUGUAUUCGAGUUCUCGAAAUGGCCAUGAAGUCAGCCAGCUACAGAGUGGAUGAACAGGAGCUGACAGAUCCAGUGUGGUGUCCUUACCUGCUUCUGCCCAGAGCCUCCCUGGCAUUGAAGGCAUUUUUGCUACAUCAGCCCUGGAACGGUUCAUACACCCUGGACGUUGCCCAAAUUAAUUACACAGAAAAGGAGGAUAUUAAAAGCCUAAUUCAAGAGCAGCUUAACUCCCUGUCCAAUGACAUCAAGAGCAUUUUUCUGGAUCCAGAGUUUAGUUUGUUGCAGAGAUGCUUGUUAGUUUCAAGGCUGUAUGGGGAUGAGUCUGACCUGCAGUUCUGGACGGUUGCAGCCCAUUAUCUGCACAGUUUUUCCCAGGGAGAGCAGCUCAGCGAGCCAGCUGCUAAUGGGGCUGCCGCAGCACAGGGGAAGCCAGGGAACCACCUGGACAUCUGCUACGACACACUGUGUGAGAAUGCAUACUUCCAGAAGUUCCAGCUUGAAAGAGUUCACUUGCAGGAAGUGAAGAGGUCUAACUACGAUCACACCAAGAAAUGUGCUGACCAGCUCCUCCUGCUGGGACAGACUGACCGGGCAGUGCAGUUGUUGCUGGAAACAAAUGCUGAGAACACCAGCUAUUACUGCGAUUCACUGAAAGCCUGUCUGGUCACAACUAUCACCUCAUCUGGACCUUCACAGAGCACCAUCAAACUUGUAGCCACUAAUAUGAUAGCUAAUGGGAAACUGGCAGGCCAGGUAGAGACUGAUCACAAAAAACUAAAACAGAUUUUUCUUUCUUCCAGCAUGCGGUACUUUGAUAGAACUGCACUGUUCGUUGAAGUCUGUCUGAAGCACGGAGUAAUUGAAGUCAAUGACAACACAAAUAAACUCAUCAGCUCUGUGUUUGCUGAUUAUGCACGGACCUUAAAGGCGCUGGGGCUGAAACAGGGAGCUGUCGUGUUUGCCUCUAAAGCUGGGGCUGACGGUACAGACCUGCUGAACGAGCUCACACGUAUCAGAGGAGCCAGCAGAGGAGAAGAAGAGCAGUGAUGAUCACUAGCACUGAAACAGUACCACUGUAGUAACACCUUCAAUACAGAGAACCUUCAUAUUUUACACUGCACUGUACCCCCAUCCCCUCCCCUCCCCAUACACACAAGACACAAUGUUUGAUUGCCCUGUCUGAUACUUAUGUUCACAAACGUGUUCAUCAAUACAUUUGUGGUACAUUUUUAAAGCUAUGAACGAAAAACAGCUGUACCAGUUGUUGUAACAAAGGACUAGUUUAGGCAUUGCUUUGUACAGUUAUUUAAAGAGGAAUGGGACAACAGGGGGAUAUGUAAUGAUUAUGAAUUGAACUGCACACUGCCGUAUUUUACAGUCUGCCUUGUGGGAGUGACCACAGAACCAUGUCUCAGUUUGUUCACAAUGGUACACAAGCUUGUUUGUAACCAUGGUCAAGAUUGUUAGCUCUUGGUAUAGAAAAAAAAGGUGCAAAAAAGCAAUCAUAUUCACAUAUUCCUGAAAGGUUUUAAAAUCCGUAUAUAUAUUCCCACUGUGGAAUCCAAAAAAUGCAUUCCAGUUGCUGAGCUGCAGGCAAUGAGAGGCUUAGUGUGUGAGCACCACAAGAACAGCCUCUGAUGUACACCUCUGAGACCAGACUUUGAGACAUUUCCAUUCGCUGGCUUUACUGGGUGUGAGGAAUGAGUUGUGAACACAAUUCCUCAUUGAGGUAACCCACAUCACGCAGUCCACAGCAGUAGCUAGGGCAAAGCACCUGCACUGUACUAUGCGUGUGUCUAGAGGUCCUCUAAUCCACUUGUGAUAAGGACAUUAUUUAGCUCAAGUUAUUACGAGUAUAUAAGUGAGGUGCCGGUUCAUAUGUGUGUAUGUCACACCUUAGAGAACCGCUUCACUUUGAGAAACUUGGUAAGGACAUUCCUUUAUGUGUAUUAUCCUGCAUGGGUCUGCACAUCCCUGCCAAUACUGCAGAGUCCCACACUUAAAUUGAUAGAUGUCUUUUAUCUUCAUACUCAUUUGUUGGUAGUUUGUUCUUAGACACAGCUUGUGGAAAGGGGCAGAGUGUUUUUUCUAAUUGCCCCACAUUCUCAGACUUUUUUGUUUCUUAUUCCAUUAUGCCUUCUUAACAGUAGAGCUUACAAAAUAAUAAUUGCAUAUUUUAAAUCUCUUGACUGGACCAAAUCUUGUAGUAGGAAUUCACAAUUCACUAGAGCCCUGUACAGUAGUUUGUAAUAGAUGCUUAAAAUGUGUUACUUUGUGACUGACAGUAAUUCAAAAUGAUGUUUAAGUGCUCUCUAGUGGUGAGAGAAGUCAUUGCAUUCUUUGGUACAAAGCACAUUUAAUGUACUGUGUUUUUAAAUGUGCUUUUAACAGUAAGCUGUCCGGUGUUAGAAAUUGAACAUGGGCAAUAAGAAUAUAGGUUGAGAUGCAGGUAAACUCAAUAAAUCAGCAUUGCUCAGACAAAGAAUAAAAAGGAACCAUACUCUAGACUGUUAAUCAAAGCCAAUGCUGCAGGAAAGGGUGCCUCUAUCUAUAGACAGUGUUUAAUGACUACAUUUCCACAGGCCUCUUGUUUAGCUAUUGAUCUUCUUUAUCUUCAGUGUGAGACCCCCCCCCCCCCCCCCCCCAAAUUUUCAACUAAAUGGUACAAAAUAUCUUAACGGUUACUGCACGCCCCUGCACAGAAACGGUACCAAACUUGGUGCUGUAAGCAGAAUAAAUAGUCAAGUAAAAAUGAAACACAAAGACAAUAAGGGACCUGUGAAAAUAGUAUGCUAAUGUAGGUCAUGUUUCUUCUAAAGCCUUGGUUAAUAGAUCUGUAACAUUUAGCAGAGGAAACACUGGGUAGCAGACCUGGACUGGGACCUGAAGACUGUGUGACAAUGCAUCUACAAGGGAGGCAAUCGACUGUGCUUUACACUCUGGAUAUCUUACUAUUGGAAACUGCUUGUAUAAAUACAUAAAUAAUUAAAUGGAGUACAAUAUAUGUCUUGUGGAUGUUAAAUAUAUUUUCAAAAACAAUGGCAUUGUUUUGCUUGAAGAAACAAAAUGUGUUACAUGUGAAUCCUGUGCAGAAGAUCUAUGUGGAAGAGCAGGUGUGUCACAAAGAAAUCCUCUAAAAUUU